UUGGGGGGGGGGGGUUGUUGAUUGUUUAAUGCCAUAUGGUUGCAUCCUAAUGUUGCAGGGGUGGACUGACCAUUUGGAAACUCGGGCACUGCCCGAGGGCCCGGGGUCAGUAGGGGGCCCCAUGAGAUGCCCCUGGUACCUUUUUCAUAGGCUUUUUUUUGAGUUUGGGCAAGGACACAGGGGCAUGAUCCCUAUUGCCCGGGGGCCCCAUGAGUUGUCAGUCGCCCCUGAUUGUGUGUCUAGUUUGGGAGAAAACUAUUAUGGGAUGUAUGUGUUUAUGUGUAUUAGCUUAGUGGGGGGGGGGGCCCAUGAGAUGCCCCUGGUACCUUUUUUCAUAGGCUUUUUUGAGUUUGGGCAAGGACACAGGGGCCCCAUGAUCCCCUAUUGCCCAGGGGCCCCA
Staurois parvus is the source of this 400-nucleotide messenger RNA. NCBI's taxonomy places the organism in Eukaryota, Metazoa, Chordata, Amphibia, Anura, Ranidae. The record is from the annotation of a GenBank genome assembly.